UUAAAUCACUUUGAUUGAUUAAAUUAAAAAAAAAUUGAGACUGGCGAUUUGAAAUCUUUGUCGUCGUCUCAUCUCCAUCGCUGUCGUCUUCUCAUCUCCGUCGUCGUCCGUCGUCAGCUCCGCCAGCCAUCGACGAUCUCCUUCAGCUAUGUCAUCGACGUUAUCUUUCAGCUCGGCGGCGAUCUCUCUCUCUUUCUCAAUUUUUCUCUUUCUCUCUCUCUAUCUCUCUCUGAUUUUGAAUCGGAAAUGUUAUCUUCUUCUUCCUUGAUCUCCUAUCUCUCGCUUAGAGGUUUUGACCGUUUCUGAUUUACUAUAUUUGAUUGGAUCCCGGCGUUUUUCAGGAGGUGAAUUUUGUUUUCCUGCUCGAUCGUAUUUGCUGCGAAAAUUCCACCGGUUUACAGGGAAGCUCAUGACCUUUAAGGAGAGCGAGUAUGGUUACGCUCGCAAGGUUUCAGGACCUGUCGUUGUUGCGGAUGGUAUGGCUGGUGCUGCUAUGUAUGAGUUAUCUUCAAGAACGUUCCUUUCAAUCCUGGCUUCUACUCUGAAGCUUCUUUCUUCUUCAGAGGAGAUAGUUAGUGGAGAUAACUCCAAGAUCAUCCCAUGCUUGUGGAUCUCAAGAAUGGAGAGACCUACAGUGGGCAUUUAGUAAAUUGUGAUACGUGGAUGAACAUUUAUCUUCGUGAAGUAAUCUGCACAUCAAAGGACGGUGACAGGUUUUGGAGAAUGCCGGAAUGUUGCAUCCUCAACAAGGAUUGUCUAAUAUUUUUUACACACUUUUGAUUUCGAAAACAGACUUGUGCAAAAAAACACACUCAUUUUAUUUUUCUGGAAACUCAUCCUAAGAUUGCCAAAAUCUAUCCUAUAUAACACAUUUGUUUUUUAAUAAUACCACAUUUAACACUU
This is a messenger RNA of Raphanus sativus (radish), 903 nucleotides long. RefSeq names its product V-type proton ATPase catalytic subunit A. Bases 410 to 646 code for a protein of 78 amino acids. Lineage: Eukaryota; Viridiplantae; Streptophyta; Magnoliopsida; Brassicales; Brassicaceae. The transcript is spliced from 5 exons. The record is from RefSeq and is a predicted model, not a curated record.